Molecule: messenger RNA, 363 nt
Organism: Eimeria necatrix
Lineage: Eukaryota; Apicomplexa; Conoidasida; Eucoccidiorida; Eimeriidae
Product: AGC kinase, putative
Exons: 3
Coding region: 1-363 (120 amino acids)
Biological process (GO): signal transduction; peptidyl-serine phosphorylation
Cellular component (GO): cAMP-dependent protein kinase complex
Molecular function (GO): ATP binding; cAMP-dependent protein kinase activity
Source: RefSeq, a predicted model, not a curated record
AUGAUUGUUGGCUAUCCACCAUUUCUUGACGAUGAUCCUCUCGGGAUUUACCAGAAAAUCCUGAGCGGAAAAUACGUCUUCCCCAAGUUUUUUGACAAGGAUGCAAAACUUCUUGUACGGAAGCUGCUACAGGCCGAUCUCAGCAAGCGCUGGGGGAACUUAAAAGAUGGCGUGAAAGACAUCAAAGAGUGUAAGUGGUUUUCGACAAUUGACUUCGCCGACAUCCGAGCAAAAAGAAUUCCCGCAAAAUUCAAACCAGUCAUCAAGGGUGUCGACGACCUUUCGAACUUCGAGUCAUAUCCCGAGGAAAAGGAAGAUUCCCCUGCCAUUGACCCUAACAAAGACCCGUUCAAAUCUUGGUAA